GGCCGCGGGAGGCGGCGGCGGCCGGCCCGGCCAUGACCCCCGCUGCUCUCUCUUGCAGACUCUUCGUUGCAGCCCCCCGAUCCCGGCCGCCGCCGCCGCCACCAGCGCCCGGGCGGGCCCCGUGCGCCCUGGGCGCGGCUCGGCAGUGAGCCCACCAGCACGCGGGCAUCAAAGCAGGUUUGCCACCGCAAAGGGCGACCAGUGUGGACGCACGCGCGCCUUCUCCCGGCUGGGCAGGCGCUCAGUGAAAAGGGGGAUUUGGCGCUCCCCGGGACGGGACGAUGGGCGGCUGGGACUCCUCGGAUGGACUCGAGGGGCCUGCAGAGGUGCCGAUAUGGGGCUUAAGCUGUCCUGCCUGAAAGGCUUUAAAAUGUGUGUCAGCAGCAGCAGCGGCAGCCACGACGAGGCCCCCGUCCUGAGCGACAAGCACCUGGACGUGCCCGACAUCAUCAUCACCCCUCCGACCCCCACAGGCGUGAUGCUGCCAAGAGACUCCAGGAGGACAGUUUGGCUGGACGAGACAGGGUCAUGCCCAGAUGACGGAGAAAUUGACCCUGAAGCCUGAAAGGAGUCCCAGAGUGGGGAUCUCUAAGCAGCUCCUGCUCCAGUGCCCCUUGCCCAGGUGUCCGGAGACGUGGCUGCCUGUGACAGAUGUACUGAGUCCCCUGGAUAGGAAACUCAAUGAAUCCGGCCCCGUACCAGAACAGGAGUGAGGACCAAGGAGGAAUCUGGCCUGCUCACUCCCGGGACCAUCUUCCCCAGGCCGUCGAGCCAACCAGACCUCUGACACCUCCAUAUUCUCACUGACCCUGAUGUGGCAAAAGGUGACGCCAUGGUGACAGCUGGUGGGGUCCCAGGGCCAGGCUCUCUUUUGGACAAACGCCCUCCCAGCACCCUGGGCCAUGAGACCAUGUGCCCCAAGGUCAGCACAAAUAAGAGCUUCUUGCAAGAGAAGCAGCUCCGUUUUUUACAAGUUGUUUUAUAGAGACUGAAGCAGUUCAAGAAAUGAUUUAUAAUUUCUUUUUUCAUUAUGAAUAAAGAUCCUCUGU
Molecule: messenger RNA, 1049 nt
Organism: Nycticebus coucang (slow loris)
Lineage: Eukaryota; Metazoa; Chordata; Mammalia; Primates; Lorisidae
Gene: CLMB
Product: chromosome 2 C16orf74 homolog
Exons: 5
Coding region: 335-565 (76 amino acids)
Source: RefSeq, a predicted model, not a curated record